UCUCCCUUCCACUGCCGCUCACCAAAAAAUCUCAGAGAGCGAGCGAGCCAGUGAGAGCUCAGAGAGAAAGAGAAACCGAGAGAGAGAGAGAGAUUGGGGUUCCUUUCGACGGUGUUUUUCCCGAGAAGAACCUCGGAUCGGAGCCCAAACCCGGCACCCUUCCUCCGUUGAGCUCCAUUCCUCCGGUUUAUCCGAGAGAAAAUCCCAUCUUUCGCCGUCUUCUCGCCUCCCUUCGCCCAUUUCCCAUCGACCCGAGCCGGAACUCGCUCGGAUUUCUUCCAUCUAGUUUUCUGUUCCUGUCCUCUCAGUCGAAUUCUGCAGUAUGUGCGAUCUCGAGGCCUUUCCGCCCCUCCAAAGCGCCGCGGAGAGGCAGCGUGGGAGGUCGUCGACGUCGACGCCGUUCCCAUACCGCAGCAUGGCGGGAAUCAGUCCUGCGAGUUGGAAGCAAGCAGAGGAAAAGGCAGAGGAGAUCAUAAGGAGCAUUCAGCCGACCCAGGAAGCCGAAAUGAAAAGGUGGUCUGUGAUAGAACAUAUACAGAAGCUGAUAAAGACUAAAACUGAUAGCGAGUCUAUGCAAAAUCCACAGGUAUUUCCAUUUGGAUCAGUUCCAUUAAAGACAUACCUUCCUGAUGGGGAUAUUGAUCUGACUUUAUUUUAUGGUCCAAAUUCUGAUGGGAAUUUAGUCCAUGAUGUUUUGUCUAUCAUACAAGCUCAAGAGAAUAGUGAGGAUGCCAGGUUUGAAAUAAAGGAUGUGCAGUACAUCAAUGCUGAGGUCCAACUUGUUAAGUGCCUCGUUCAGAAUAUUGGAGUAGAUAUCUCAUUUAAUCAGAUUGGUGGACAGUGUAAACUGUGCUUCCUGGAGCUGAUUGACAGGAAGCUUGGGAAGGAUCAUCUCUUUAAAAAGAGUAUCAUAUUGAUUAAAGCUUGGUGUUAUUAUGAAAGCCGCAUCCUUGGUGCUCCCUAUGCCCUGAUAUCUACAUAUGCAUUGGAAACAUUGGUCCUCUAUAUACUCCAUCUCUUCCAUGAAACUCUAACUGGUCCUUUAUCGGUUCUGUACAGGUUUUUGGACUAUUUUAGCAAAUUUGAUUGGGGCAGUUAUCGCAUUGAUUUACACGCUGUGGCAGCAGAAACAGAUGGUGAUUUAUUGCUUACCAAGGACUUCCUUAAAAACUGCAUGGACUUGUUUUCUGUAAGCCCAAGGGACUGUGGAAGCAGCUCUUUGGACUUCCCUGAGAAGUGUCUAAAUGUGGUAGAUCCGCUGAAAGAAAACAAUAAUCUGGGAAGAAGUGUAAGCACAGGAAAUCUUAAACGCAUUCGCGGUGCAUUUUCAUAUGGUUCUCACAAACUUAGGAAGAUACUGUUGUUACCUCGUCAUCUUAUUGCUGAUGAACUUAGUACAUUUUUCAUAAACACGUUGCGGAGACGUGAGAGGGGAGAAAGGCCUGACCUGCAUGAUGCCUUUCCCAUUGUUUCAGAUGCCUCCAUACACCUUGAGGAUGCAUAUUGCCUGCCCAACUUUACUAGAGUGGAAGUGGAUGCUUCCUUAGAACAAAAUAUUGUCAGCAAUAAAACCUCAGUCUCCAUAGCCAUAAGAGAAAACCUCAAGGCUUCAACAUCAACCAGUGCAACAGAUUGCUCAUUGGUGACUAGAAUGGCAAGUUGGAAUGCAAAAACGUGGCUGGCUGAUCUUGCUGGGGAUAUCGACCUGCACUUGAGAAAUCUUCAUCAAGCUCAGUAUCAUCUGGAUUUCAAGUUUACAGAGUCUGAACUUCCGGUUCAUAUUCGCCGGAAAAUGUUCAUUCAUAGGCACUCGGAAGUACCGGUCUUCUGGCAGCCAGCUACUUCCACCCCUGGUAGUCAGCAAAUGAGCAAAGAGGAUGAGCCAAAGCAGCAUAGAACAGGAACCUGCAUCCCAGAAACGACCUACCAUACCUACAGGGAGCGGUUUGCAGUGGGGAAACUGAAGGUGCCACUGACAGCUCGUAAAAACGAUCAUGAGGUAACAACAUCCAGUGACGCAAAAUUGCCGGAAAGAGGAAGUCAGGAGGCAUCUCCAUGGAUACAAGUUCUUGAGUCUGGUGGUGAAGGACAAUGGAGACCAGUUCAGGUGGAUCUUCCCGAGUCUUCACGCCCCUCGGUGAGGGAUUAUUGCCAAGCCAAUGGCCUCACAUUGCAACAGGAACUGAGGCCUGAGGGUGGUUCCUUGGCACCUGUUCCAUUAUUAGAAUUUUUGCCCGAGGUUUGGAAGAGGUUCAGUAUCGACAGACCCCAAGGUCAGGGUUCUGUGACAAGUUCGACGAGAUCUGAAAUGGCUCCAACAACGCCAGAGAGGUAAUACUUUCCAGUUUCCACCAACUUUAGCUUUUAUGAUUACACUAAGCGUGGAAUUUUGGGAAAAGUUGCACUAGGAGAUGGAUAAAUAGCAGGAUAACAUGGUAAACACAAUCAAGAACACCUGUUCACAUAUAAACAAUGGGCCUUUGAUUUAUCUUAUCUUUAAAACCAUUAGUUCACCUUAUAAAAUUUUCAAAUGAAAUAUAUAUUAGCACAAGAUGCUUGAAUAUAAUACCAUAUCACAUGGUGCUUCAUGGAAGCAAUCUGUCAUAGCCUAUGAAACUAUCUUGCAGUUUUACUAGAAGAGAUCUGAUAUAAAAAAUUGUCAAAAUCUUUUUCCUUAAUACUGUGAAUUAAACAUGCAGGCCUACCACAACCUUUCAACUCCAAGAUGAGUGUGACUUUCCCCCUCUCUCUGGCUAAGGCUUUUAUUUUUUUAAGGGAAAUUUCACAUAUACAGAGAUAGAACAAACAUAGCAAGAAAGAAAAUUUUAACCGAUGGGAGCAUACUUGGCUUGUGGUGGUGUAACAAUCGUCGUUCUCUGAUAGCUGUGGUGCAUCAACUUUCUCCAUUACAUUCUAAUAAUUCUCUUGUUUCAUAUCCUUCCAUUCUUCCCACCCCAUUAGGUGGUUACAAACAAGCCUCUUUUUUUUGGGUUUCUACACCCACCCCCCCCACCUCCUCCAGCAAAAAUGCGUGGUUGAUACAGUGAGGUUACCUUUCGAUGUAUUUAGGUGGAAAACUGGUUGGAAACUAUAGUCUGAUAUCUUCUUGUUACAUUUUUCAUAUACUAGAGAGAUCCUUUCCAAAA
Molecule: messenger RNA, 3146 nt
Organism: Elaeis guineensis (African oil palm)
Lineage: Eukaryota; Viridiplantae; Streptophyta; Magnoliopsida; Arecales; Arecaceae
Source: RefSeq, a predicted model, not a curated record